CUACUCCCCCCGAGCCACAGGGAGUACCAUCGAGCUUAUACUGUGCCUCGAGCCAGCAGGCAUUAUGCCUAAUUCAUAGGAGGCACUUGGGCGGCGUAUGUAGUGUGUGCACGAUUGAUGAUCACGUUGAAUCAUCGGAAGUAAUUGACAAUCAGAAUUCUUUGAAGGCACGAGAUAAAGCAUUAUGUGCGCGAAAAUGGCUUUUCAGCAUCAGGCUGGUACUGCUAUGGAAUGUUUAAGCAUACCUAUCACUUUACACAAGGAAACAGAAGUUGAUGAAAAUGGUGGGGAAGUAACAAAAUGUGGUUUUAAAAUUGCUGGUGGAAUUGAUCAAGAUUUUAGGAGAAGCCCGCAAGGCUAUACAGAUAACGGUAUAUAUAUAACAGAAGUACACGAAGGAUCAGCAGCAGCAAAGAGCGGUCUCCGUAUGCAUGAUAAAAUUUUACAAUGCAACGGAUAUGACUUUACAAUGGUAACUCAUAAAAAGGCAGUAGCGUAUAUUAUGAAACAUCCAGUAUUAAAUCUAUUAGUAGCCCGCAAAGGAGUAACCAGUACUUAACACGUUAAACGCCAAGCCUAUUUUGCUUGGCGUUCCGUUCACGCCGCACUCUGCCGUCAAGUUGAGAAGGCCAUGUGUGAUGCGCGAGCUAACAACAUAAGAUAAAGAAACGAAAAACGAGGCUGAACAAUGCCGAACAAUGCUAAACAAUGCACGCGCGGCGGUGUCGCAUAAUCCUGAAGUCCACGGCCCAAGUCAACCCUAAAGGACGCGGCGUAAACGGAAAGUCUAAGGUGAUGCUUAACGUGUUAAUUACCAAAUGAGUUGUCUAUUUGGUCUAAGGAAAAGUAUUUAUUUCAUUCUAUAUGUUAAGAAAGUCAAUUUAUUCUAACUAUAUGUCUACCAAAUAUUGUAUUAGAUUAUCAUCAAUAGUAAAGUAUUUUUCAGUUAAUUUUACACGCGCAAGGAAAUAAAAUUUUGAUGAUUUUAUUUUAUGAAGUAUGUCAGCAACGGGUGUUAAAAAUUUCAGUUGAAAUAGAGACACAAUGUUAACUCGUACAUUUACUUUGCAAACAUAGUGUCUAUUUCUGAUCGCAGUAGAAAUAGAGUAUUAAAACAGUAAAUUAAUAUAUACGUGUAUAAAAGCCCUGUUACGGUUCAUUAUUGUUAAUAAGGAUAAUGUAUGUAAGUGUUUUUUUAAUAAUUCGUGAUAACUAAUAACUCAGAUAACCAUGUAUGAUUGUGCUUAAAAAACAUGCAAAUUCUAUAACGUCUGUUGUAUAUCAAAAUUUUCAUCAAUAUUACUUGUGCCAAACGCUACAUAGAAUCUAUAUGAAUAUUUCUCAUCAUUAUGUAUGUAUUUACAUACAAAAAAAACGAGUUCCAUAAGCAAAUGAAAAACUUAGAAGUAUUUCUUAAUUGAUUCGAAUUAAAGAAAUAAUUAUAUGGAUAAAAGUCAGGAUAUUUUAAUUCUUCAAGUAUUUCUGUAUUGUAAAAUAUAAUGAAAAUGCAAAUGGAAGUUACACUAGUUUAGAUACACGACAUACUUUUUACAAAAUUUUCUAUCGCUAAUAUAUCAGCAUGCUAUUAUAAAUAUUUGUACGAAACAAUUAUACAAUAAACAUUGUUUCAAUACUUUUAAUAAGUAAACAUAAUUUACACAAAUAAGUAUUGAGAUACAUUGAACUACUGCAUUUAAGGGCAUUUUGAGAAGUUUUAUUAAAGUGAAAUGAAAAUCAUUGAGACUGUACACUUUAAGACCAACAGAAGUAUUAAAUUUUGUAUUUUAUAACUUUUUACUUUAUCCAGUGCAUUUGUACAAGUUCUAAUGAAUAAGAAAAACAAAUUUGUAUUUCCUGUAACAUGUAUGACUUUCUUUUAUAUCCUGAAAUGUCUAACAUAAUCAUAA
Osmia bicornis bicornis is the source of this 1907-nucleotide messenger RNA. Its product is annotated as tax1-binding protein 3 homolog. The record is from RefSeq and is a predicted model, not a curated record. The transcript has 4 exons. Bases 185 to 559 code for a protein of 124 amino acids. NCBI's taxonomy places the organism in Eukaryota, Metazoa, Arthropoda, Insecta, Hymenoptera, Megachilidae. Gene Ontology annotation, molecular function: protein binding.